ACCUUUGCCGGAAGUUGUUUCUGUCAGUUGCGUAGCAGUGUUGGGAAAAGCUCCGUGGGAAGGUGUGUUCUGGUCCUUCCUCUUCGUUGUUGGGAUUCAGUCCAUUUUGGAGAGUCUCCGAGGCAGCCGUCACCAUGUCGGUCCCAAGCGCACUCAUGAAGCAGCCGCCCAUUCAAUCUACGGCUGGGGCCGUCCCAGUUCGCAACGAGAAAGGUGAGAUUUCAAUGGAAAAGGUGAAGGUAAAACGCUAUGUGUCCGGAAAGAGACCAGAUUAUGCCCCUAUGGAGUCCUCAGAUGAAGAGGAUGAAGAAUUUCAGUUCAUUAAGAAAGCUAAGGAACAAGAAGCAGAGCCUGAGGAACAGGAGGAGGAUUCAUCCAGUGACCCCCGACUUCGGCGUUUACAGAACCGCAUUAGUGAAGAUGUGGAAGAGAGAUUGGCUCGACACAGAAAAAUAGUGGAACCAGAAGUAGUAGGAGAAAGUGACUCCGAAGUAGAAGGAGAUGCCUGGCGAGUGGAACGAGAAGAUAGCAGUGAGGAAGAGGAGGAAGAAAUUGACGAUGAAGAAAUAGAGCGGCGCCGUGGCAUGAUGCGUCAGCGAGCACAGGAGAGAAAAAAUGAAGAGAUGGAAGUCAUGGAGGUGGAAGAUGAAGGACGCUCUGGGGAAGAGUCUGAGUCAGAGUCUGAGUAUGAGGAGUACACAGACAGUGAAGAUGAAAUGGAGCCUCGACUUAAGCCUGUCUUCAUUCGAAAGAAGGAUCGUGUGACAGUUCAAGAGAGAGAAGCUGAAGCAUUGAAACAGAAGGAGCUGGAACAAGAAGCAAAGCGCAUGGCUGAGGAGCGGCGGAAGUACACACUCAAGAUUGUAGAAGAAGAGACCAAGAAAGAGCUGGAGGAGAACAAGCGGUCCCUUGCCGCCCUGGAUGCACUCAAUACUGAUGAUGAGAAUGAUGAGGAGGAGUAUGAGGCCUGGAAAGUCCGUGAGCUCAAAAGAAUCAAGCGGGAGAGAGAAGACCGAGAAGCGCUUGAAAAGGAGAAAGCAGAAAUUGAACGCAUGAGAAACCUGACUGAGGAAGAAAGGCGGGCUGAACUUCGGGCAAAUGGCAAAGUCAUUACCAACAAAGCUGUUAAAGGCAAAUACAAGUUUCUACAGAAGUAUUAUCACCGAGGUGCCUUCUUCAUGGAUGAGGAUGAAGAAGUCUACAAGAGAGAUUUUAGUGCACCUACUCUGGAGGACCAUUUCAACAAAACCAUUCUUCCAAAAGUCAUGCAGGUCAAGAAUUUUGGACGGUCUGGUCGCACCAAGUACACCCACCUUGUGGAUCAAGAUACCACUUCCUUUGACUCUGCGUGGGGCCAAGAGAGUGCCCAGAACACAAAAUUCUUUAAGCAGAAGGCAGCAGGGGUACGAGAUGUAUUUGAGCGACCAUCUGCCAAGAAGAGGAAAACCACCUAGGCUUCAGCUGCUUAUUCCAACUGUGGGACCCUAGAGGAUCUGGUCCUCAAUCUUCUUGAACCAUUAUUUACAUAGUUCUUGUAUAGAGCUUUCCAGACUUGCAGCCAUAACUUGUGUUGGAAGGUGCUUUGUAAGAGGUUUGGACUCACACUGAGAAACCCACAGAAAAGCACACAGGUAGGGUUAGAGGCUUCCCACCUAAAACUAUUCCUGAGAAAUCUUAGGUUUCUCUACCUUGGCUUCCCAUAUUGACUUGGGACUUAUUCGGAGUUUGUUUUCCAGCCUGGAUCAGAUACCUGGACAUGUGAAUGCAUGGGGCAUUACUUCUUCCUUAGGGUAGCAGUCGGCUAUCAGGAAAUCCAAGCUCAGUUCAACCUGUUUUUGCAUUUGGGGUGUUGAAUCUACAGUUCUAAGUAAAUAUACUUUUUGAUUGUGUGUGUGUGUGUGUGUGUGUGUGUGUGUGUGUGUGUGUGUGUGUGUGAGAAAUUACAUACCAGAAAUAUUUUUACUGUAAUGUUAGAAACAGAUUGUACGCAGAGUGGUGGUGGCGCACGCCUUUAGUCCCAGCACUUGGGAGGCAGAGGCAGGCGGAUUUCUGAGUUCGAGGCUAGCCUGGUCUACAGAGUGAGUUCCAGGAUAGCCAGGGCUAUACAGAGAAACCCUGUCUCAAAAAACCAAAAAAAAAAAAAAAAAAGAAAGAAAGAAAAGAAAAAAAAGAAACAGAUUGUACAACUGAACUGGGGCUGAGUACAGUGGCUUACACCUUCAGUCCCAGCACUAAAAGUUAAGGACCCAUGCAGAUCUCUUAUUCAAGGACAGCCAUAACUGCACAGUUGACCCUGUCUCAAAAAGCAAAAUGAAUUCUAGUAAUUAAAAGUCUAGCUAGGUAGGUUAUACACACCUGUAAUCCUGACACUUGGGAUGUAGAAGCAGGAAAAUCAACAGUUCAGUCAUCCAAACUGGACAUGGUGGCACACACCUUUAAUCCCAGCACCAGGGAGGCAGAGACAGGCAGAUCUGAGUUUAAGGCCAGCCUGUUCUACAGAGCAAGAUCUGGGACAGCCAGGGCUACACAGAGAAACCUAGACUCAAAAAAAUAAAAGAGUUCAGUCAUCUUAAACUACAUAGUUCAGGGCCUUCCUUGACUAUAAGACUUUGUUCCAAGGGAAAACAAAAGAAACUAACAAAAACAAUAAAUAAAAUAUAGCAGGGAAAUAGACCCUGUAAACACUU
Molecule: messenger RNA, 2687 nt
Organism: Arvicanthis niloticus (Nile rat)
Lineage: Eukaryota; Metazoa; Chordata; Mammalia; Rodentia; Muridae
Gene: Mfap1
Product: microfibril associated protein 1
Source: RefSeq, a predicted model, not a curated record